Aegilops tauschii subsp. strangulata is the source of this 599-nucleotide messenger RNA. RefSeq names its product stress-response A/B barrel domain-containing protein HS1. Lineage: Eukaryota; Viridiplantae; Streptophyta; Magnoliopsida; Poales; Poaceae. Gene Ontology annotation, biological process: pollen tube adhesion. The record is from RefSeq and is a predicted model, not a curated record.
ACAUUUUAAGAAAUGCCAACUGUCAACCACUCACAAUAAUACUCCACGCCAACUAUAUUACAAGCGUGGUUGGAUAAGAAGAUCUAUACCACCGACAGAGCCAGCCUCGAAGCAGAGCAGAGAUCGAUGGCCGCGGCUGCGGGGAGCGGCGGCGUGGUGAAGCACCUCGUCCUCGCGCGGUUCAAGGAGGAGGCGACACCGGAGGCGCUGGACCAGCUCAUCCGCCGCUACGCCGGCCUCGUCGACGCCGUCCCCUCCAUGAAGGCAUUCCACUGGGGGACUGAUGUGACCGUACUAGACACGCACGAAGGGUUCACACACGUCUUCGAGUCCACUUUUGAAAAUACUGAGGGAGUCAAGGAGUACAUUGCACACCCAUCACAUGUAGAGUUUGUAGAUGAAUUCUUGGCUUUGGCAGAGAAAAUGCUCAUAAUGGACUAUAAGCCUGCAGCUACCAAUUAGUGGUUUCGGCAAAGUGAGACUCUUGGAGCUUCUGUUCUCACCCUCCGUCACAAUUUAUUUGUUUUUGAUUUUUAUUUUUCACUUGGUAGUCAAAAGUUAUGUAUCCUUGUGCCAAAUAAAUCCAUUGAGAAUGACUA